Perca flavescens (yellow perch) is the source of this 2544-nucleotide messenger RNA. It is a transcript of the gene ntrk1, whose product is annotated as neurotrophic tyrosine kinase, receptor, type 1. The transcript has 16 exons. Gene Ontology annotation, molecular function: neurotrophin receptor activity; neurotrophin binding; ATP binding. Bases 145 to 2538 code for a protein of 797 amino acids. NCBI's taxonomy places the organism in Eukaryota, Metazoa, Chordata, Actinopteri, Perciformes, Percidae. Gene Ontology annotation, cellular component: plasma membrane; signaling receptor complex; axon. The record is from RefSeq and is a predicted model, not a curated record. Gene Ontology annotation, biological process: cell surface receptor protein tyrosine kinase signaling pathway; positive regulation of phosphatidylinositol 3-kinase/protein kinase B signal transduction; protein phosphorylation.
CAGCCACUGUGGGCGUGUUCACACUGUGUGUGAAAGCUCCUCAUCGCUGACUAUUAGGUGAAGCCCACAGACACCAACUUUAACUACAGCUUCCAACAACAACAGCAACAUAUCUGCUGGUGCUGAGAAGAUUCUCUUUUGAGCAUGGCUGUGGCACCCUGGGCCCUGGCACUUCCUCUGCCCCUGGUGCUCACCCUGCUCAGCCUGGCACCGGCGCUCACCUUGGGAGGCUGCCCAGCGGCUUGCCGGUGCUCCUUCGCCAUGCUGCAGUGCCUGGAGCCCAAUGGUAUCAUCAGCAUCCCGGCACUGGCGCCGCAAGAGAGCGAGAAUGUGACGGAGAUUUACAUCGAAAACCAGGCAACCCUGGAGAAUAUAACAGAAAUUGAUCUUGUUAACUACAGAGAGCUGAAGAACCUCACGGUCACAUCAUGUAAACUGAGGCUCAUCUCUGCCAAUGCCUUCCAACACAACCUCAAGCUCCAGUAUGUGAACCUGGCAUCAAACUAUCUGGAACACAUCUCCUGGAGGGUGUUUCAUUUUCUCCCACUGCUCAACCUAGUUUUGAGGGACAACCCUCUUGUUUGCUCCUGUGACCUCCACUGGCUCCAGCAGUGGCAGCGGAAUGAACGCGGUGACCUGGAAAACCAAAUGUUGUCUUGUUUCUCCCAUGAUCGAGAAGAACCCCUCAACUCUUUGGUGAUACAUAACUGCAGUCUGCCUGAUGUGACGAUCGUCCCUUUCAAAGAUUCAAAGAUUCAAGAAGGGGGAAACCUGACAUUUGCGUGUCAAGUGACAGGAAGUCCUACUCCCAAUGUGAGAUGGCGAACUGAUGAGCUCCACUCUCGCUUCUUUACCCAGGAGAGAAUCUGGGGCUCCACAUUAGAGCUGGUCCUUUUCCUCACCAACGUUUCUUCCAGUGACAACCUGCACAACCUAACUUGUGAGGCCGAGAACCAAGCUGGGCUGGGAGAGGAGAUGGUGCAAUUGGACAUAGAGUUUCCAGUCAAAAUCCUCUUCCUAAGGGAUGCUGUGCCGCAGCACCACUGGUGUUUCCCCUUUGCUGUGGAUGGAAAUCCUGAACCAUCCAUCACCUGGCAGUUCAACGGCAACAAUCUCAAAGAGAGCAUGUACACAUACACCCAGCUCAUCCCUGACUCGGGUGACGGGUCAGUGAAACACGGAUGUCUCUUCCUCAACAAGCCCACACACCUCAACAACGGCUUCUACACUCUGAUCGUGCAGAACAAACUGGGAAGGGAUGAGGCCACAGCCACUGGGAUUUUUAUGGCCAACCCCUUCGAACCGUUCGAUCCUGAGGGGAUAAUUCCAGUUCCUACAGACAAAUCAGACAUGGACGUCACAGAGAACCCUGAGAGUCGAGUGUUUGUGGUGUCUGUGGCUGUGGGUCUUGCGGUGUUUGCCUGCACUUUCCUUCUCAUCAUGAUUUUGGUUAUUAACAAGUGUGGCCAGCAUUCCAAGUUUGGUAUUCACCGUUCAUCAGUUUUGGGCACUGAGGAUGACCUGGCUGUGUCACUUCGUUUCAUGAACUUUGGAACGAGCCCACCUUCCUCAGAUGAAGACUCUGGUUUAUCCAGUUUUGUAGAGAAUCCACAAUACUUCUGCGGCAUCAUCAAAGAGAAAGACAUGUGUGUCCAGCAUAUUAAACGGCAGGACAUUGUGUUGAAGUGGGAGCUGGGUGAAGGAGCGUUUGGCAAAGUCUACCUGGCAGAGUGCGCCAACCUCAGCCCCGACAGCAACAAGAUGCUGGUCGCCAUCAAGACUCUAAAGGACGCCAACGAGUCGACCCGGCAGGACUUCCAGAGGGAGGCCGAGCUGCUGACGGUGCUCCAGCACCAGCACAUUGUGCGAUUCUACGGCGUCUGUACAGACGGAGAGCCGCUGGCCAUGGUGUUCGAAUACAUGAGGCACGGAGACCUCAACCGAUUUCUUAGAGCUCACGGCCCUGAUGCUCGUAUCCUGGAGGAGUCAAAGAUGCCCCCGCUGGGUCAGCUCACUCUGCCUCAGAUGCUCCACAUCGCCGCCCAGAUUGCCUCAGGUAUGGUCUACCUGGCGUCGCUGCACUUCGUCCACCGUGACCUGGCAACCCGCAACUGUCUGGUGGGGGAGGGCCUGGUGGUCAAAAUCGGAGACUUUGGCAUGUCCCGAGACAUCUACAGCACAGAUUAUUAUCGGGUGGGCGGACGUACGAUGCUGCCGAUCCGCUGGAUGCCCCCGGAGAGCAUCAUGUACAGGAAGUUCACAACGGAGAGCGACAUCUGGAGCUUCGGUGUUGUCCUCUGGGAGAUCUUCACCUACGGCAAACAGCCCUGGUACCAGCUGUCCAACAGUGAGGCCAUCGAAUGCAUCACGCAGGGACGGGAGCUGGAAAGGCCACGCACCUGCCCCAAGGAGGUGUACCUGCUGAUGCAGGGCUGCUGGCAGAGAGAGCCCCAGCAGAGGAUGGUCAUCAAGGACAUCCAUAGCCGUCUGCUGGCCCUGGUCAAGAACCCACCGGUUUACCUGGAUAUCCUGGGCUAAAAGGGG